GAACACUCUCAGUUUGACAUGACAUGAGCCGUCAGACGUCCGAUUUUUGAAGUGUUUAUUUUAAUAGAAGAAACAUUGUGCAAGGCGGUUAUGGAUCAACCAAAUGAGCGUGGUCGUGGUCGUGGCCGUGGUCGUGGCCGUGGCCGUGGCCGUGGGCGAGUUGGUGUCAGCGCGAGAAGUUUGAAUUUUGGAAUAUCUCCAACACCAGGCCCAAGCACCACUAAUGCAGUACCGACUUCAAUGGCUGAAGAAAUAAAAAAUAUAAAAAUAAACAAAGCAAAAGAAAAAAAUGCCAUCAAAAUUCUUUCCUUGGAGCAGAGAACAAAGCUCCUUGCUCUGAGGGAAAAAAAACAAGUGGGACAUUUUUUGAUGCCUGACGCCCCACCUAUGAAAAUGAAGAAAAAGGGAAAUAUUUCGCCUGAGCGCAUAAAGUGCCCUUUAACUCCCGGCACACCGGAAGUUCCACCUCCCCGCGUUCCCCAGGCUUGGGAACUUAAAAAAAGAAAAAUCACACCAGAUGCAAACGGUCCAUUCAGCUACACAGUAGAACCGGAAAAUGAUAAUGUAUCAGAUAAGGAGGAGACCGCGUGUCAAACGCCGGUCAAACGCGCACGGCCGAGCACUUCAAAAGUUAUGUUCACACCAUCAACGGGGAUCACAACGUCGGACGACAUCUCCAACUGCCAGAUAGUAGACAGCGAAGUGGAACUGGUUGGAUUUUCUGAACCUGCCUCUCCGGUGCCCGGCGCGCUUCCACUGCCAGCAUCAUCAAAGGCAGUUUCCCCGUUUUCGAAACCUGCCUCUCCGAUUUCCGACGCGCUUCCACUGCCAGCAUCAUCAAAGGCAGUUUCCCCAUUCUCAAAUUUUUUAUUAGAAGAUAAUGGUGAAAUCGAUAAAGAUGUACUGGAGUGGGAGACUACUGGAAACAUAGGCAGUCAUGUCGAUGAAGAUGAAAAUGAGGCAUUGGAGGCCUUUGAUAAGGCAGACGACGUGGCAUUAAGGGAUUUGGCCACCGAGGAUAUGCUUCACUUCGAGUGGUCAAGUGAUGCAAAUGUUUUCAGGGGUCAGCGGGAAUCAUUUACGGGGGUUGCUGGUCCUACAUUUUUAACGGAAGGAUUGUCUCCAUUCCAAAUCUUUGAAAAGAUUUGGGAUGCAGACAUCCUUUCGUUAAUAGUGCGGGAAACCAACAAAUACGCCGAAGACAACAAAAAUAAUCCUGGCUUAAAAAAUGAGGCAGCUAUUAAAAGGUGGGUCCCGUUGACCACUGAGGAACUUUUGAUCUUUUUUGCAGUCAUCAUGUUUCAAAGUUUAAUACCCAUACCUGUUGAAUCAGAAUAUUGGCGGCCUAGAUAUGACUAUUUAAAAAUAGGCCGCUUCGCCGAUAUGAUGAGCUUCACAAGGUAUAGGCUUAUCAAAAAAUGCCUUCAUUUUGUGGACAACCAUACGGUUUCAUCUUCCACAAAUACCCCAAACAAAUUGGUUAAAAUUUUGCCAAUUAUCAACCACCUUAAUAAUAAAUUUAGCUCGCUAUACCUACCCGAGCAAAACAUCGCUAUUGAUGAAUCCCUAUUGCUAUGGAAGGGGAGGCUGUCAUUUGCACAGCUCAUAAAUACAAAAGUUGCUCGGGUGGGUAUAAAAAGUUACGAGCUAUGCGAAUCCAAGUCGGGAUAUUUGUGGAAGAUGAAGCUUUAUGCCGGCAAAGGGCAAGAUAUGCAAUUUGAAGUUCCUGAACGCGACGAUGCAGAGCCAGACGGUGCCACCAGCAAGAUCGUAUUUGAUUUAGUCCGACCUUUGCUAAAUCGGGGGCACACUCUGGUGAUGGACAACUUUUACAACAGCCCUUUGCUCUCCAGAGCCCUUAAAAAAUACAAAACGGACACAAUGGGGACGUUACGUCUUAGCCGCGAAUUUGUGCCCAACUGCCUCCAGUCAAAGACCAAAUGGAACAUGAGCACAGGGGAAGUGGCUUUUAGCCAAACGAGGGACCUUACGAUUGUAGUCUGGAAAGACUGCAAUCUGGUGUCCCUCAUAUCGACCUACCAUCAGGCAAAAGUCGGUGGAAAAGAAAAAUACGGAAAAUACAAAUACAAGCCGCAAGUUGUGCUGGAUUAUAACCUCUCCAUGGGUGGGAUCGACAAAAAAGACCAGUUGCUGCAGGCCUUCCCCGUGGAGAGAGUAAGAAACCAAACCUGGUAUAAAAAACUUUUCCGCCGACUUUUGAACGUUUCAAUCCUAAAUGCUCAUGUUCUUUUUGGUACUGGUGGCACGAGGUUGUCGUCGAGGGAGUUCAGGAGCCGUCUCGCCGACGAGAUGUUAAACAAAUUUCGUCCUCUGGCUCCCUCGACUUCAACCGUUGUGACGGAACAUUUUCCGGCUAAAAACUCCCAAAAAGGGGCAAAGGCACGUUGCAAACUGUGCCACAAAAAAGGUGUAGAUUCUCGCACAGUGUGGAAGUGCGAGAAGUGCGACAUAAGUUUGUGCAUGCCAGAAUGUUUUAAAGCUUUUCACUUAUACCUUAGUUCUUUAGAAAUUUCCCUAAAUGUAAACUAAUAUGGCCAACUGACAUUGACGAAUUUUUAGUCUAUGUCAGUUGAUCUACUAGUGAUGCGACAAAAUCUCUCGUUAAUCGCAAUUCCGUAAAUGUCAUUUACGGACUGCAACCACAGAUUACUUAUACUGCAACAGACGAUUAUUAGAUUUUUAAAGAUCGUUUGUAUAAUUAUUAAGAUCAAUCCCUCUUCUGAUUGAUAUUGAGAUCAGUAAUGUGAUCGUCAAAAUAGGAUCUUCUUAAUGAAAGAAUAUUUAAUUUUCCCUUUCUUUAUUUGUUUAGGAAAUAUAAUUUAAAUUAUACUGUGGGUCUAGACAAAGUGCACAAUAAAAUCGUAAACCAGUCGAAGUGGUCGAAAGGCCUUUUUUAUGUGACACUCGUCUGUAUAAUAAAGCUGAAUUCAAAGACUUCUUCGCAAAGUGUGUUGUUGCAUUUAAUGAAGAAAAAAUACAUUGUUGAAUAUAACCUCGUUUAUAUUUUAUUUUAAAUUAAUAUUAUCAAAGUAAUUGGUAAUUGAAAUAAUUGAAUACUUGAAAUAAAAUCGAUAAAAUUUACAGAUUAUUAUCUAUGAAUAUUGUCUAUGACUUACAGAUUUUCCAGAGAUAGGACCUAAAUUUAAACGUCAAAUGUCGAUUUGACAUUUUAAUAUGAAGCACAAAUUUUCACCAUCCAAAUAUUUUGUUAAAAUAUUUUGUUUUCAAUGUUAGAUUUCAUAUUUGUUUCAUCAUGAGAAUAAAGUUGGUUUCAUGAGCUUGUGAAAUAAUGUGUAUGAUAUUAAGAAAAC
Molecule: messenger RNA, 3332 nt
Organism: Ostrinia nubilalis (European corn borer)
Lineage: Eukaryota; Metazoa; Arthropoda; Insecta; Lepidoptera; Crambidae
Product: piggyBac transposable element-derived protein 4-like
Exons: 11
Coding region: 91-2550 (819 amino acids)
Source: RefSeq, a predicted model, not a curated record